AUGCCAACCAUUGAUCUUUCCCUUUGUGAUCAUCUUUCUCAAGACAUUUUCUGUCUUUGUAAGGCAAACUCAGAAGAGAAAAGGAUGGUGGCUGGGUGGUGGAGAAAUUAUUCUCAGGACUCAGUGACCUUUGAGGAUGUGGCUGUGGACUUCACCCGGGAGGAGUGGACUUUGCUGGAUCAAACUCAAAGGAACUUAUAGAGAGAUGUGAUGCUGGAAAACUACAAGAAUCUAGUUGUAGUAGAUUGGGAGAUUCAUACUAAUACCAAAUGGUCAGCACCUCAGCAGAUUUUUUUGCAGGGAAAAACAUCCAGUGUGGUGGAAAUGGAGACAAACCACAUUGGAGAGGAACCUUUUAACUUUAACCAGUGUGAAAGAGCAUUGAGUGACUGCUCAUGCCUUAAGACUCACAGGAGAACUUUUAGAAAGAAAACUUGUGAGUGUAAUCAGUGUGAAAAAGCCUUGACAAAACACUCUACCUUUACCCUACAAAAGAAAACCAAUGUUGGAGAGAAACUUUCUCAAUGUAAUCAAUGUGACACAGCCUUCAGCCAAACUCCACAUUUUCUGGUCUUCAAGAAAACUCACACUCAAGAAAAACCUUAUAAAUGCAGUGACUGUGGAAAAUGCUCACCUUCCUUCUUACACCUCAGAGAAUGUGUGAGAAUUCAUGGUGGUGAGAGGCCAUAUGCUUUUACAGAGUGUGGGAAAGCCUUUUCUCAUUCUAUGGGCCUUUAUGUGCACCUGCAAGCUCAUAAUGUAGAAAAACCCUAUGAAUGUAAAGAAUGUGGGAAAGCCUUUAUUCAAUUUUCAUAUCUUACUCAACAUUUAAGAACUCACAGUAGACCGAUGCCUGAGGAAUGUGUGAAAUUUGAGAAAGCCUUUGCUUAUUCUCCAGAUCUUGCUAAAUGUGGAAGACUUAAUACUAGAGAAAAACACUAUGUUUGUAAGGAAUGUGGCAAAGGGUUUACUUGUUUCUCAAAACUUACCAUUCACAUGCGAGUUCACACUGGAGAAAAACCCUAUGAGUGUAAUAAAUGUGGGAAAGCCUUCACUGAUUCUUCAGGUCUUACAAAGCACGGAAGAACUCAUACUGGAGAAAAGCCUUAUGACUGUAAGGAAUGUGGAAAAGCCUUUGCUAGCUCUUCACAUCUUACUGUACAUAUGAGAACUCAUACUGGUGAGAAGCCUUAUCAAUGUAAGGAAUGUGGGAAAGCCUUUAGUAAUUCCUCUUGCUUUAAAAGUCACAUGCAGACUCACCCAGGUGUGAAACCCUAUGACUGUAAGCAGUGUGGAAAAACCUUUAUUUGAUCCUCAUUUCUUAUUCAACACUUAAGGAGUCACAGUGUAGAAAGGCCUUUUGAAUGUAAGGAAUGUGGGAAAGCCUUUAGUUACUCCUCACACCUUAGUCAACACAAAAGAACACACACUGGAGAGAGACCAUAUAAAUGUAAAAACUGUGGGCUAGCCUUCACUAUUUCAUCAGGACUUACAGUGCACAUGAGAACUCACACUGGUGAACGGCCCUAUGAAUGUCAGGAAUGUGGGAAAGCCUUUACUUGAUCCACAUAUCUUUUUCGACAUUUAAGAGCUCACAGUGGAGAAGCCAUAUAUAAAAAAGUGUGGGAAACCUUCACUAAUUCCUCAUGCCUUACUGAACGUGUAAGAAUUCACACUUGA
This is a messenger RNA of Cynocephalus volans (Philippine flying lemur), 1680 nucleotides long. Its product is annotated as zinc finger protein 559-like. Gene Ontology annotation, molecular function: DNA-binding transcription factor activity; RNA polymerase II cis-regulatory region sequence-specific DNA binding. Lineage: Eukaryota; Metazoa; Chordata; Mammalia; Dermoptera; Cynocephalidae. The record is from RefSeq and is a predicted model, not a curated record. Gene Ontology annotation, biological process: regulation of transcription by RNA polymerase II.